Messenger RNA from Perkinsus marinus ATCC 50983, 1044 nucleotides. RefSeq lists its product as hypothetical. Gene Ontology annotation, cellular component: pericentric heterochromatin. The record is from RefSeq and is a predicted model, not a curated record. NCBI's taxonomy places the organism in Eukaryota, Perkinsozoa, Perkinsida, Perkinsidae. The transcript has 9 exons. Gene Ontology annotation, biological process: chromatin organization; negative regulation of transcription by RNA polymerase II. Gene Ontology annotation, molecular function: chromatin binding. Bases 1 to 1044 code for a protein of 347 amino acids.
AUGGCUUCCUUCAGAGAGCGCGUCGACGAUAUCGCUCAGCUGGCUGUUGGGGUUACCUUCGACUUCGACUCGAACGAAUGGAUUGCGAAGUUCGGAAAUACGAUCAACAUCUUUCCCCUCCCCAACAAAGUUGCUGAAACUCCCGUUGUUGAAGAGCAGUUGGGCGGUGCUCUUGCUGGCAUCAGCGUGCCUAAAUAUCCUUUUGAGCAGGCGUACAUUGAAGCCUCCAAGUGGUUCCUCGGCACGUGUGCAUCUCAACGGGCGAAAGCGGCCAAGGAGAAGGGAGAAAAGCAACGUGAGGAGAAGAAGAUCUCGCCCAAGAAACGUCGCGGGCUCACCACCCCGACCGAAGCCAAUCCGCCGAAGAGGACGGCUACAGAGGAAACAGCAAGAGAUGAUAAAAAUUCGGUGACUUCGCCACCACCAAGCGAUGCCAAAGCGAAUUUCCCGCUUCUGUCGAAGGAAAUCGCGGUUAAAACGGUGCACACUGUGAGCGAUUAUCGCGUCGGUGACCGUGAAGAAGAGUAUCUUAUAACUGGGAAAAUCGGCAGUGCUGGUCCGCUGGAGAAUUGGUGGAUACGUCUUGACAAUGUUGCUGGGAAUCAGACUGCUAUUAGUAAACUGAAGAAUUAUCGUAAGAACUACAUAUAUCGCAACAACGCGGCUAGAAAAGCGGAGGCGCAAGAUUUGGCAGAGGAGGACGCUGACGAGGAUGAGGAUGCGGAAUACGAAGUGGAAUGUCUGUUGGACGUUCGUAUCGUUGGAAAAAAAGAAGAAUUCCUGGUAAAAUGGAAGGAUUAUCCACCGGCUGAGAACACCUGGGAACCAAUCGCGAACCUGACGGGCGUCGAGCCUUCUGAAUUAGAACAGUGCAGGCAGAAACAAGCUCAUUUGAUAGUACCGAGGAGCAGUAGGUCGGCGCCGGCGAGGAAAGGAGUAGAUAAAGCUUCGGAGUCUUCCAAAGAAGCAGUGGAAGGUGGUGAGACUCAGACGAAGGAGACAUCUUCUGAGAUGAACAUUGGUAAAACUUUGGGAAAAUUUUAG